Messenger RNA from Marasmius oreades (fairy-ring Marasmius), 3185 nucleotides. RefSeq lists its product as uncharacterized. The transcript has 2 exons. The record is from RefSeq and is a predicted model, not a curated record. NCBI's taxonomy places the organism in Eukaryota, Fungi, Basidiomycota, Agaricomycetes, Agaricales, Marasmiaceae. Bases 70 to 2262 code for a protein of 730 amino acids.
UGAAUCUCUGAAUAUGCCUCCUAUCUUAUAAAGGCUGGUCGAUCCCUCACGAUAACCACGAUAUCGAUCAUGGCCUCCAGUAAUCAGAACCAAAAGUUCACUCUUCCCCAUAUUCCAGAGCUAUACGAUCCCAAUUAUCUCGACCUCCUCUUACCUCCUGCAAGUGAAUCCUCUACAAAAGACGUGCAAGAUGUCCCGGUGGUCCCCAUAAAUCAAAUGAUCGAUGCUCUCGAAUCUACCGCACACCAUACCAGAACUGAAAACUCAGCCAUGGCUUAUGACUCUACGCUUUCAGCCACCCUCGACGCCUUCAACGGUCUCAAUUCUUACACGAGUGGUGACGAUCUUGGGAACCUCCUGAAAAACUCGUGGAAGGAGGACGCUUCCUUGACUCUCCGCCUUAUAUGGCAACAGCGAAGCAUUCACGAAGGAAAAUCUGAGAAGGAGGGGUUCUACCGAGCUUUUGGGUGGUUGUACAAGAAUCACCCUCGAACGGCAAUCGCGAAUCUCUCCAUGCUCGUUUCCCCCAGUUGUCCCCCCGGUAAAGCACACCCUGAUCAGGUCUGCUCUCAUGGCUAUUGGAAGGACCUCCUUAACAUCCUUGCACUUGCUGUUGACGACCAACUUGAUGAUCCCAGUCCUGCUUUCUUCACCCGUCCUAAGCUACCGUACACAUAUCCAGAUCGCAAAAACAGAAAGAAAGCUGAAGCGGGUGUCCAUGAGCGUCAUAACGCUCAACAACAGGCUCGAGCGCAGGAAAAGCGCGCCCAAGAAAGCGAGACGAAGCAAGCAAAAGUCCUCAAAAAGCUCAACGACCCAAAAUACCGGGCGCUGUAUGUCACAGUUGCCCGACUGUUUGCAAAAAAGCUGGCAGAGGACCUGCGCGCCCUGGACGAAAUCAACAAACUUCCUCCAAAGGACCAGCGUGUGAAAGAGCUGCUGUACAAAAUCUCUCUUGCAGGGAAAUGGGCACCAACUCCAGGUGCCUCUCACGACCGUCACACCAAUAUUACCUCUGCGAUCAUUCUUCUCCUCCAUCAUUCCCGAGCUUCCCUGCCCAUAAACUUUCCCCGAUCUGUUGAAAACUUCUCCAGUACCUCCUCCUCUCCGACCGAGAUUGAGUCUGCACUCUCUAUACUACGUUCAUACUUUCAGCGGUGGGUCUUGACCCCCCUGCGCGCGGUCGCACAAGUCCCAGAACCCCUCAUGGCCGGAAAUAAGUGGUCAUCUAUCAAAUACAACCGUGUCCCGUCCGUUUGCAUGAAGAACAAUAUGGAGCGAUUUUUCCAGCACGACCAGGCCGGAUUUGAGAAGUAUAUCGUUGCCGUAGAGUCUGGGAAAAAACAGAUCAGCGGUGCUACUCUACUCCCUCACCAACUUGUUCACAAAGCUAUCGAACUUGGCGAUCGCAUGAAAAAUAGACGUGAUUUGCCGGAAUCGACCAGCGCGAAGAUGAAGGUACAGGAGUUAAAAGCGGGCCUGGCCCAGACGCAGAUGAGGGUUAUUGAGCAGCAGUGGAACACUCUAAUUGCUAGGUUACGCGAAUCGGGCUCUAUCGACAAUGCGAUUGCUAUAUGCGAUGUAUCUGGCUCGAUGGGGUAUGCUCACGGUGGUUCCACCAAAGCCAAGCAUGUUCCGCCCAUCCUACCAGCUCUCGCCUUGUCCCUCGUUCUUGCUCAAAUUGCCAAACCUCCCUUCGACAGGGGAUUCAUCACGUUUUCUCAGGACCCCCACUACGUGAAGCUUGAUAAGGACCUUGGACUCUAUGAUUCGUUACGGAAGAUGGAAACAUCGGAAUGGGGCAUGAAUACGGAUUUCGAGGCCGUGUUCUUGAAAUUGAUCUUACCCCUCGCGGUGAAGAACAACAUACCGAAGGAGGACAUGAUCAAGCGGCUCUUUGUCUUCUCAGAUAUGCAGUUUGAUGUGGCGAGUGGGCAGGGGUCCGGAGUGUGGGAAACCAACUAUGAUACAGUCAAAAAGCAUUUUGAGGAGGCUGGAUACGAGAUGCCUCAGAUUGUAUAUUGGGAUCUGGCAGCACACGGUACGGUGGAGGUGCAGGGUGAUAGAGAAGGGGUGGCCAUGAUGAAUGGGUUCUCCGCGAAUAUGAUGAAGGUUUUUAUGGGUGGGGAAGAGGAGGAGGGCGACUGGACGAAAGUCGCAAGGGAGGAAAAGGACGAGGAGGAGGACAAGUUCGAUCCAAUCACGGUCAUGAAGAAGGCGGUGAUGAGGAAGAGCUUUGAGGGAUUGGUUGUGUUGGACUGAGGAAUUUUGUACGUUAUAAUAUUAUUUUUGCAUCCUCCUGGCAAUGGUGUAUUUGUAGGCAUUGUCUUCACUUUCAUGGAUUUGAGAAUCAUAUCUCUAAACCCUUUUAAUAGCAAGAUUUUAUUCAGAAUUGCACCAUUCUUUGCGUGUCCAUUCGUGACAGGCCAGUCUCCGUGUACCCAGAAAUUACGGUUGGGGAAUCCCAAUGCAAUUGGACCAGGGUUGAUAUUAGUUGGCCUUCAAGACUCUCCCAGAAGUCCAGUCCAUACUUUUCAGGCUCAAGGGUGGCAUUGAGCGCUUCGAUGCGACUGACAUUGUUUGGAAAUGAAAAGAUGCCGUCUGGUCCAAUAUCCAAAGCAGAAAGAGAGAGGAUUGGAGGCGCUCUGUCUCCUCCAAGGACGAGCGGAGUAAUGGCAUGAUUAGAGGACUUGACGGCGAGGGUGGAAAGUGCGAGAGCGAGUUGGGUUGAGGAGAGAUCGUUCGGCGAAUCGUUCGGUCGGUACUCUUUUACCUCUCCGCUCAUUGAGACGAGGUUCUACGUUGAUUCUUUUCGCGCCAGCAGAAGAGAAAACAAAAAACCCAUUCGAUAUGCGCUUAUCCCGGGGAGGUUCUCCAAGAAUGAAGAACCCAUUGCUAACCUAGGAUAAUUGGCGUCAUCACAAGGACCCACAAACAAUUGUAAUGUUAUAACGGCGCGCACCUUUGCGGUAACGAUUCCGGUGAUGUUAAUUAGUAACAUUCUGGCCAAGGAUGGGUGACUGCCAGGAAGGGCCUUCUGUGAGAGUAAAGGCAGAGGAAGUAGAUUGUUUGGCUGCCGUUGUGACGCUCGACCAGAACAGCAGAGAGAAAACCCAAUGCACGAACGUGGUGUAAUAGACUUGAAGGGUUGGGAGGAAUGAAGUUCUAAGAUCGAAAGUACCGCC